Messenger RNA from Drosophila yakuba, 2116 nucleotides. RefSeq names its product probable cytochrome P450 303a1 (gene Cyp303a1). Gene Ontology annotation, molecular function: monooxygenase activity; iron ion binding; oxidoreductase activity, acting on paired donors, with incorporation or reduction of molecular oxygen. Lineage: Eukaryota; Metazoa; Arthropoda; Insecta; Diptera; Drosophilidae. Bases 1 to 1515 code for a protein of 504 amino acids. The record is from RefSeq and is a predicted model, not a curated record. The transcript has a single exon.
AUGUUUUAUGCGGUGAUCUGGAUUUUCUGUGCCACUCUGUUGGCCAUCUGGUUUGGAGCAGUUCGAAAGCCCAAGCUGUUUCCUCCAGGACCUUGUUGGUAUCCGGUUGUAGGAAGUGCCCUGCAGGUUUUUCAACUACGUUGUCGCCUUGGAAUGUUUUGCAAGGUGAUCGACGUGUUAGCCAAGCAGUACGUGAAUCCUUAUGGGUUCUUCGGCCUCAAGAUUGGCAAGGAUAAGGUGGUGAUAGCCUAUACGAACGAUGCCAUCUAUGAAAUGAUGACCAACGAAGAUAUUGACGGCCGUCCCGAUGGUAUAUUUUAUCGUCUAAGAACCUUCAAUUCUCGGUUGGGAGUACUUUUAACCGACGGUGAAAUGUGGGUGGAGCAGCGUAGAUUCAUUCUGAGACAUCUGAAGAACUUUGGCUUUGCCAGAAGUGGCAUGAUGGAUAUAGUGCAUAAUGAGGCAACGUGCUUGCUGCAGGACUUAAAGGAUAAGGUGCUGAAUUCAGGAGGAAUACAGGCGAGGAUUGAAAUGCACGACCUAACGAGUGUAUAUGUUUUGAACACUCUCUGGUGCAUGCUGAGUGGUAGAAGAUAUGAACCUGGUUCUCUGGAGAUUAAGGAAUUGCUGGAGACCUUUUUUGAGCUCUUUAAAAACAUCGAUAUGGUGGGUGCUCUGUUCAGCCACUUUCCGCUGCUUCGAUUCAUAGCUCCGGACUUCUCUGGCUACAAUGGUUUCGUGGAGAGUCAUAGAUCCUUGUAUUCCUUUAUGAGCAAAGAGAUCGAGUUGCAUCGCUUGACAUAUAAGAACUACGACGAACCAAGAGAUCUGAUGGAUUCGUAUCUCCGUGCCCAGGACGAGGGAAACGAUGAUAAGGGAAUGUUCAGUGAUGAGAGUCUCCUAGCCAUUUGCUUGGAUAUGUUCUUGGCUGGGUCCGAGACCACGAACAAGAGUCUGGGCUUUUGUUUUAUGCACUUGGUUCUGCAGCCUAAAAUCCAGGAGAGAGCUUUUCAGGAAAUCAAGGAGGUAGUGGGUCUGGAGCGCAUACCCGAGUGGUCCCGCGAUCGCUCCAAUUUGCCAUACUGCGAAGCUAUUACAUUGGAGGCGGUCAGGAUGUUCAUGCUCCACACUUUUGGCAUACCGCAUCGAGCCGUGUGCGAUACUCGAUUGUCGGGAUAUGAAAUUCCAAAGGACACUAUGGUCAUAGCCUGUUUUAGGGGAAUGCUGAUCAACCCUGUUGACUUUCCGGAUCCUGAGACAUUCAAUCCUGACAGAUACCUUUGCAAUGGCCAUCUGCAACUACCAAAAGCCUUCAACCCCUUUGGAUUCGGACGUCAUCGCUGCAUGGGAGACCUGUUGGGGCGACAGAAUCUGUUUAUGUUCACGACUACAGUGCUCCAAAACUUUAAAAUGGUGGCCAUUCCUGGUCAGGUGCCGGAGGAGGUUCCGCUCGAGGGAGCCACCGCUGCGGUGAAGCCAUAUGACAUCAUGUUGGUGGCUAGAGAGCAGGAAUAGGGAUUAUGGCGUUUAAUUUAAACUUACCCCGACACGGAUUGAGGUUUACAAUAUUAUUGAAUCAUCCUCCAUUUUCCGUUUGAAUUGAAAUAUAGGUUGCGUUUUUUUUACAACAUUUUAAGCCUAUUUUUUUGGCUUUAUGGAAUGGACUGAAAAAAAAGAUCAAUUACAGCCCCUUGCACUUUGUUCGCGUUCAAUAAAAUAUAAAUCAGUAUAUAUUACACAAUUUAUGUUUACAUUCUCUAAUUAAACAUUUAAUUAUCAAUAUCAUUAUAAUUAUUAUUGUUCAUCUGGUUGUUGAUUUGUAGUCUACGAAGUUUUCACUUAGUUCAAUUCCACUCGGUUACUGAGCGAUUCCAACAAAAGCAUUUCUUUAUGCGGUAUAUGCAAUAUACAAAAGAAUGAAUGAAUAUACAAAAAUCUAGCGUACAAAUAAAUAUUGCCACACAAAUGUUCAGUUACACAAUGGAUUAUAAUGCGAAUGGGAUUUGGCUUUCUCCUCUUCCGUUUGUUAUUUAAAGCUAUUUGUUUAUAUGCAUACGCUAUUGUUAAUGGAAAACAAUUGUUGCUCUUCGUCCUCGACAUCUACGUAUAUAAUUAU